This is a messenger RNA of Darwinula stevensoni, 468 nucleotides long. The record is from the annotation of a GenBank genome assembly. Lineage: Eukaryota; Metazoa; Arthropoda; Ostracoda; Podocopida; Darwinulidae.
AUGCUGCAGAGAUUAGCGCGAAAUACAUCGUAUAUUUCCCUCCGAGUGAAGCAGGGAAUCCCGUGUCCCACAGGUGACGACUUCGCGGCUCUUCGCAGCUCCGGGAAGGAUGCGAGGAUGCAGAGGAUGUACCCCUCGUGCACCAAUGGCUGGAUGGCGUGCCUCUGCCAGACGGACCUGUGCAACGGCGCCGUCUCGAUCCUGCUCUCAGCUCGCGUCUCCCUUCUCGUCCUCCUCCCUUUUCUCUCCGUCGGCCGUCUCCUCUUUCUCAGAUUGAAUUUCGCCAUUCGAAUCGAUACAACAGGGUAUGGGAGUGCCUUGCGAUGUUACAAGUGCUUCGAAAAUGACCCCGAGACCGGAAAGUGCGAGGGGGACAAGAACGAUUGGAAGCAAAUGAAUUGCACGGGCGACGCAGGAAUAGGAAAUGAAUGGUACUGUGCAAGUUUCUGGGAUGAGAAUGGUAAGUGA